Messenger RNA from Schistosoma haematobium, 3795 nucleotides. RefSeq lists its product as uncharacterized. Lineage: Eukaryota; Metazoa; Platyhelminthes; Trematoda; Strigeidida; Schistosomatidae. Gene Ontology annotation, molecular function: protein binding. The coding region runs from base 1 to 3795 and encodes 1264 amino acids. The transcript is spliced from 5 exons. The record is from RefSeq and is a predicted model, not a curated record.
AUGAUUCAGUUGCUACCCACAAAUAAUUCAUCAAAUGAACUAUUUACUAAUAUUGAUCUAAAUCAGAAUAAUGAUUUCUCAUCGAUUUUAUUUAUACGAUCUAAUGGUAAUAAACAUUAUUUACCAGUGAAAUAUCCUAAUACAAUUUAUAAAUGGUAUGAAAAUAUAUUAAUACAUUUAGAAAAGAAUAAAUUUCUUCAAUGGACAUUAAUUACUAUAUCAGAUUAUGAAGAAUGCAUAGGUUUGAAAUUAAUUCAAUGGAAUAAUGAAUUGAUUACAUUAAUUAAGCAAAUAGCACCAAUUUUACAACAAAUUGAUUUAUCCUAUUUAAAAUUGAAUGGAAUCCCAUCAGAUUUGUUAUUACGAUUUUCUACACGUUUAUUCUCAUUAAAUCUUAGUUAUAAUCAAAUUGAAAUGAAUAUUUUCCAUGAAAUUAAAUCAGUCUAUUUAUGGUAUAAAAAACAGAAACAUAAUGAGAAUACAGUAAAACAAGAUUUAUGUUGGAUUCAAACUAUCAAUGAAAUAUACUUAGAUCAUAAUAAACUUGAAGAUCAAUUUCCCUAUGAAAUAUCUAAUUAUAUGAUUGGAUUACGAAGACUAUAUAUUCAAAACAAUGGGAUAACAAGUUUAAAAGGUUUAAAUGGUCUUACACAACUACAAGUGUUAAGAGCUGAUUUUAAUAAAAUUGCCAGUUUACAUGAUGAUUUCUUUUCAUUGAAAAAAAUUGAAUAUGUAUAUCUUUCACAUAACUAUAUUACACAACCGAUAUCUGGUACACGUUUAAAGUACUUAAACCAUCUAAAAGUGAUUGAUUUAUCAUACAAUGGUUUGUCUUUUUUACCUACUGUCAUAUUCAGUCUACCAUGUUUACAAACAUUAAAAGUUGAUCACAACAAUAUAUCAAAUUUGCCUACAUUAAGAUUAAAUUCUAGGAUUUCUAAAGAACCAAUACAACUGAUUGAUCUUUCACAUAAUCAAAUUAAUACAAUAUCUGAUGGUUUAGUUAAAAUAACGAAACAGUUAGAUUUAAGUAAAAACAAAUUACGAAUGUUUCCUGCUAGGUUACUUAAAAUGAUUGCAAAUAUGGCUCAAUUAAAAAAGAUAAAACCAUCAGAAAUUAUUAAACUUGAUUUAAAUGAUAAUCCAAUUAUAUGGCCACCAUAUAAUAUUAUUGAAUGUGGCAUCGAUGCAAUCAUUCAAUAUUUUAUAGAAUCAAGAACUGAAUUACAAUCAUAUUAUGGUAUUAAAAUAAUGUUAUUAGGUGAUAUAAAUUGUGGUAAAUCUAGUUUAGCUAUGAGUAUAGUAGAUAAACAAAUUCAUAUGACAGAAAGUAUAGAAGAAACCACUUAUAGUAUCGAAUCAUAUACUAUACAUUAUGAUGCCAUUGAAUUAACAUCAAAAUUAUAUACAAAUUCAAAAGAAAAUAAUAAUAAUAAUGAUAAUAAUCACAUGAAUUCACAAACACAAACUAAUCGACCAACAACAAUCACAAUAUGGGAUUGUUCUGGUUAUCUAAAUUAUAUACCAUUAAUAUCCUAUUUUACAUCAUUAUCAACCAUUUAUAUUAUUGUAGUGGAUAUAACAAAAUUAAAUUCUACAAUCUUAAUAGAUGAUAAUAUAAAAUUAAAGAAAUCAAAUAAUUAUUUUUAUCAGUCUGUUGCUAUAUGGUUAGAUCUUCUAUUAUAUCGUUUAAAUUAUCUUAAAUUAAUCUUGAUUGUUACUAAGUGUGAUCUUAUACAAUCCACAAUAGAAUUAAAUAAUAAAAUGAAUUAUUUAUAUAAACAAACAAUUAAUUAUAUAAAAUUUAAAAAAUAUUGGUUAAAAGAACAAAUUACACAGAUUGAAUCAUCAUUACAAAUAUCGAAAUCCAUGUUACUAUAUUAUGAACAAUUAAAUUAUAUUUAUAAUAAUUUAUAUACAUUUAUUUAUCCAAUUAUUCAAUCAUUUUCAUUCAAUGAUAUCAAUGAUAAAACAAUUUUUAAUUUCAAUCAAUUAUGUUUUAUAUCAUUUGAUUUAGCGAUUAAAACUCCAACUUAUAUACCAUAUUGUUUAACACCAUUACCACAUAUAUGGUCAGAUAUUGAAUUAUAUUUAAAUGAUAUUAAACAUGAUUAUAAUAAUAAUAAUGAAAUGAAUACAACUAUACUACUGAAAUCUUAUUUUUGUCAUUUAUUACAAAAUAAAUUUAAUUUAAAUGUAUUAAAUUUAAAACAAUUACUUAUUUAUUUAAAUAAUACAGGUAAAAUUAUAAUAUUAGACUCAUAUUCCAUUAACAAUAAUCAUAAUAAUAAUCAUAGUAAUGAAGGGCAAUCUUAUAAUGAUCAAAUGAAAUCCCUAAUUAAACCAUAUCCAAAAUUCUAUGUAUUAAUUAAUCCUGAUUUAUUUAUUGAAUCAUUUAAAUAUUUAUUAAAUCCUUAUUUAUAUUGUAUAAUGGAUUAUAUAAAACAUAAAAAUUCCAAUGAAACUAUUUAUUUACCUAAAACAUUUAUCAAAGAUUUACUAAAACAUUUUUAUACGAUUACAAAACAUGAUGCAAUGAAUCAAUUAAUCUAUAGUUGUAAUGAAUUAAAACGUGGUACUGGUAUUAUAAGCGCCUACUUAUGGAUUGCAUUAGUGGAAUAUAGUAAUCUUUAUAUUAUUAAAAAUAAUAUUGAAACCGGUAAAUCCUAUGUUGAAAUUAUAUGGAGAUGGUUAGAACUUGCUUAUCCAGUACCUGAACCAAAUUUAUUUAUAAAUUUUGAUUUUAAUUUAGACAAUAAUGUAUCAUUAAAUGGAUUGAAUUCAUCAACUUGGAAAUUUAAAUAUUUUCCAUCUCCCAGAGAAAUAGCUUUAUCAUGUGGAAUUAUAUGUAACACAGAGAGUCGAUCUCAAUCACCGGAUAGCCAACCAGAUACAGAGGAUAGUGCGAAUUCUGAUACGCGUCAGUCUCCAACUAAUAACCAGAUUCAAUCAUUACUGUGUCCAGAACGAUUACCUGCUUUGUGCUUUCCCUGCCUUAUCCCUUCAUCUUUUUGCAGCCCAACAGAUGAAAUGAGUAAUGAACUUUGGAAAACAGCUUGUCAAACCGGACCAAGACCAAUCAUAUUUGUGUAUAGAUUUUCUUAUGGUCUACCUCAAGAACUAUUUGAUAAGGCUACAGUACGGUUGAAUUGGCCCGAACUAUUCAAAUUUCGAUAUACAGCACAUUGGAAGACAGGAGUGCAAAUGUUUAACAGUUUAAAUCGGAUAAUACUCAGAUUUCUACUCGUAAAAUCAGCUAAUGAAGACAGUUUAAUCAAGUUUGAAUUUCGUGCUCUACCAGUAGCAACCACAAAUUCAGAUGACAUUGAAAUUAGAACUCAAAAUGAUGAUACAGCAGCUAAUAUAGAUGAGGAAAACAGUGAAAAGAACACUUUAGAUGAAACUACAACGUUUGAUGCCAGUAAAUCAUUGAAAGAUAAUAAUGAUAAGCAUCAGAAACAUAAACAGAAGCCUAAGUGGCAUAAAUGGCCUGUUUCAGAGGAAAAUCUCUGGAAUCUUAUGUUGCCCAUAUUGAAGGAAUUCGAUUCCAUAUUAUUAGCUUAUAAAGGUCUAUGUUGCAAGCGUGUUAUGGAGUGUCCAAAAUGUAAUGAGUUAACAUUGGCAGGUGAAUGGCUGACUCCAAGUGAAGUUCAGACAGUAAAAUACCGUAAAUGUCCAGCGUGCGCUCACAGGAUACCCAGUUGUCUUAUUGCACCACCAGAAACUGGAUUCAAAUAUAAACGUAAGAUCAAAUCAGAGAACAAAUCUAGAAAACGUAAUAAAUCACGUAAAUAA